CGCCAUGGCCCUAUCCGCUGAGGUAACACAAGAACGGACGCAACUAACUGGCGGACGCUACGGCUCGGUCUUUCCGGGUCUUUCCACGCCUAGCAGCUCCUCCUGCUGACCCUGGGCCCGAGGGAAAGCCGGAAAGGACCCUUUUGAUCGAGAGCUGGAAUGCAUAAAAGCAGCUGGCAGAAUAGAAGACAUGGGAGAAGAAGCCACCGGCAGAAUCCCUGGUUCAGACAGCAUGGUUCUAACGAGAGGCAUAAUGCGGGGGCACAGCAAAGCCCACGGCGUUCUAGCCACUGCGAUGACGAGGCCCCCUCCACCUCAUCCGGCACAGCUGGCAGUUCUUCUGUGCCAGAUCUACCAGGUUAUUACUAUGAUCCUGAAAAGAAGCGCUAUUUCCGCUUGCUCCCUGGACAUAACAACUGCAACCCCCUCACGAAGGAGAGCAUACGGCAGAAGGAAAUGGAGAGCAAGAGGCUGCAGCUGCUAGAGCAAGAGGACAAGCAGGGAAAGAAAAUAGCCAGGUUGGGAUUUAAUGCAUCUUCCUUACUACAAAAAAGCAAGCUGGGUUUUCUCAACGUCACCAGCUAUUGCCGUUUAGCCCAUGAGCUGCGAGUGAGCUGUAUGCAGAGGAAAAAGGUCCAAAUUCAGAGCUCGGAUCCCUCCGCUUUGGCAAGUGACCGAUUUAACCUGAUACUGGCGGAUACCAAUAGUGACCGGCUCUUCACGGUAAAUGAUGUCAAAGUCGGGGGCUCCAAGUACGGCAUCAUCAACCUGCGCGGCCUCAAGACCCCUGCAUUCCGGGUGCAUAUGCAUGAAAACCUCUACUUCACCAACCGGAAGGUGAAUGCUGUGUGCUGGGCCUCACUGAAUCAUCUGGAUUCCCACAUUCUGUAUCUUUUGGCAGAGGAGACCUUGUACUUGACUGUCCUUAACAGCUUUUCCAGGCUGUGCCUCAUGGGAAUUGCAGAGACUCCAGGCUGCGCCACCCUGCUUCCAGCAUCACUGUUUGUCAGCAGUCAUCCAGCAGGAGGAGACCGGCCUGGCAUGCUCUGCAGUUUUCGGAUCCCUGGGGCCUGGUCCUGUGCAUGGUCCCUGAACAUCCAGGCAAAUAACUGCUUUAGUACAGGUUUGUCUCGGCGAGUCCUGGUGACCAGUGUGGUGACGGGGCACCGGCAGUCCUUCGGGACCAGCAGCGAUGUCUUGGCCCAGCAGUUUGCGCUCAUGGCUCCCUUGCUGUUUAAUGGCUGUCGUUCCGGGGAGAUCUUUGCUAUUGAUCUGCGUUGUCGAAAUCAGGGCAAGGGCUGGCAGGCCACCCGUCUGUUCCACGACUCAGCAGUUACCUCUGUACAAAUCCUCCAAGAAGAGCAAUGUGUCAUGGCAUCCGACAUGGCUGGAACGAUCAAGCUGUGGGACCUGAGGACCACUAAGUGCAUAAGGCAGUACGAAGGGCACGUGAACGAGUAUGCCCACCUGCCUCUGCACGUGCAUGAAGAAGAAGGAAUCGUGGUGGCAGUGGGCCAGGACUGCUACACGAGAAUCUGGAGCCUCCACGAUGCCCAGCUGCUCAGAACCAUACCCUCCCCUUACCCCACCUCCAAGGCCGACAUUCCCAGCGUGGCCUUCUCUUCUCGGCUUGGGGGCUUCCAGGGAGCGCCGGGGUUGCUCAUGGCCGUCCGGCAGGACCUUUACUGCUUCUCCUACAGCUAAUUCUGAGGGUGCAGCCUGGAGGGAGGUGGAUGUGACUCAAGGGAGUGAAGAGUAGCCAUGUUUUUGCCACAACUGCUGUUUGCAGUGAGGUUAUUUUGUUUUAAAUGGAUGCUCCAUGUAUGCAUAUCCCAUCCAUCCAUCCAGCUGUGGGGGAACGGGUGCUGUUUUAUGUGGAGACACUUCAGUAAAGUUAUUUCAGUUAAGUUGUGGGCUCAGAAGGCUUAAAAGUCCUUUUCAUAAAAGGUACCUAUUUCCUUUUCUUGUUGAAUUCCUUAGAGUACCCCCUCCCGCUUUUUUUUUUUAACAAAAAGUACUUUUCUAAGGGCUUAAGAUUGACAAUAAUUAAAUUAAAGCUUGUUCUUUCACCAAAAGCCCUUUCAAGAAACCUAAUGAUGAGGCCAGGCAAGACUGUCGGAGCCGGUGCCUGGGUCCCAGAAAUAUGCAUGUGUACUUACAGUCAGCUGGAGAGCAGGGGAAGUCAUUUCUCUGAGAAUCUAGAGAAAGAUUUAAGGCUAGAGUUGGAAAUCAUGAAAGUAGCCUUUUCAGACUCACUCUAUAUUAGUAUCAGAUGUCUGGGAUUCUCCUUUAUUACCAUUCAUAGGCAUUGGAAAGAAAGAUGGUUCUUUUUAGAUGUUAGAGGUUUUAAACAGGCCUUACCAUGCCUUAGUUGAGGCACCUUCCAGAAUGUUAGGUACAGCAGCUCUUGUUUCUAUCAUGGUGACUUCAGUGUCAGGUUCAGGGGGCCCCAUCUCAAAAAAAAAAAAAACUGGCUUUUGACUUUUUGUCAUCUAGGAGAAGCAGUUUGUGAGAUGUUUAUACAAAGUGUUAAAGAGCCGGUGUUUCUACCAAACAAUAAACUAGAAAGAACCAUG
Vicugna pacos (alpaca) is the source of this 2576-nucleotide messenger RNA. It is a transcript of the gene DCAF4, whose product is annotated as DDB1 and CUL4 associated factor 4. Lineage: Eukaryota; Metazoa; Chordata; Mammalia; Artiodactyla; Camelidae. The record is from RefSeq and is a predicted model, not a curated record. Gene Ontology annotation, molecular function: protein binding. Gene Ontology annotation, cellular component: Cul4-RING E3 ubiquitin ligase complex.